AUGAGGCUCAUCAAUACCCAUACGUGGGCAUUGGAAGAAUUCUACGCUCGCGUCCCACGAUAUGCCAUACUCUCGCACACGUGGGGCGAAGGUGAGGUUUCCUUCCGAGACAUGCGUUCGCCGGAGAGACAACGCAUGAAGGGAUUCGCCAAAAUCCUCCAGACCUGCAAACUGGCGAGAGCCGACAAGAUCGACUACGCCUGGGUCGACACCUGUUGCAUCGACAAAUCUUCGAGUGCGGAGCUGACCGAGGCCAUCAAUUCCAUGUUCCAAUGGUACAUGCACGCCGCCAAGUGUUACGUCUUCAUGGAGGACCUCCAGAGACUGGACGAAAACGCCAUCCUGCCCCAGUGCCGGUGGUUCACCCGGGGUUGGACCUUGCAGGAGCUGCUCGCCCCGAAGGUGCUCGAGAUUUUCAACAUGCACUGGGAAUUCGUGGGCACCAAGGCCGACUACGCUCGUGCCAUAUCCGUGGCCACCGAGAUCCCCGAGGCCGUCAUCGUCGGUGAAGCGGCCUUGGGCAACUGUUCCGUCGCGGCGAAGAUGUCCUGGGCCGCCCGUCGUGAGACCACCCGCGUCGAAGACAUGGCCUACUGCCUCUUGGGCAUCUUCGACGUGAACAUGCCCAUGCUGUACGGCGAGGGCUGGAAAGCUUUUCGGCGACUGCAAGAGGAAGUCAUCAAACGUUCCAACGACCUGACCAUUUUCGCCUGGAGUUCGUCGGCGGGACAGGAACAGAGUUCCCUCCCGCUGCUCGCGGAGUCCCCCGCCGCCUUCGCCGGCAGUUCCUCCAUCUGCCCCUUCUCCGACGACUUUGAGGACUUUUCCGUGACCAACAAGGGACUCUUGAUCUCGGGCGACGCCCCCUUGAGGGUCGUGGCGCCCGUGGCGGGGGGCCCCGAGCGGUCGACGGAGCGUUACGUCCUGCACCUGGGUUCCGACGAGGCCACGGGCGCCGACGGGGGGGUCUACCUGAGGAAGAUCGGCCCCAAGAUCUACUGUCGCGACGGCGGUUCCCCCCUGGCGGGUUUCGGCCGGAACAAGUACGUCGUACGCCACCUCCUCGACGCGACCGACUACUACAUCCUGAUCGACCCUCUCACGGCCACCACCAUUUCACGCCUCACCUUCCGGUCGCGGGCCAUCCACGUCCCCACGACGGGCAUGUUCCGACUGACCGUCCAGGCCCCGGAGCUCCUGUGGGACCGCACCGACCGUGUCUUUCUGCGGCCGAAGGCGUACAAGGGCACCCACACGCGGUCGGUCUUGUUUUUGGGCUUCAAGGGGAACUUGUCGGUGGGGAGGGCCGUCCGGUUCUACGUGUUUUGCGACUACCGUGGCGCCUCGCCGUCGUGCAAGAUGUUGCUGUGGGACGAGGAUGAUUCUCACCCUUCAAACUCUUCUUCUCCCUCUUCGCACGUGCCGUUUGCGGACAAGUACCGAAUGGAAACAGCACAUUGGACCGACAUCGCCACACAAAUUCCCGAACUGGAAAGGGCGGGGAGUAGCAUCGACGUCAAGGUUGGGAGUCAAGUGUAUAGGAUCGCCUCUUCCUUCAGGAAAGGUGUCGUCGAGAGUCUGUCCAAAGAAGUGGAAUUGUUUAUUCUCGAGUUCAACGUGGAAAGAAGACCGUACAAUUCAAAGAUUGAUCCUUGUCUUUACUACAACAGCUUCCUACGGGAUAAUCAAAUGGCUCAUCGAGUCAAUAAUGACAGUGAUUCUUCUCACUCACCAGCCGCAUCCAUCCUAUUGAAACUCAUUGAAGAUUAUCACUCUUUCAAUCCGAGUAGAGAAGUUCCCGUUUUACCUUACCCUACACCUUUGGAAUUCAGUAAACAAGUCGGGAGAGGUAGACCAUGUGUUUAUCGUCUUGAUCCGAAUGAUCAGCCUCCACCGACCGGGAAUGAUGAGAUCGAUGAGGAUGAGGAGGAUGAAAAGGUACGAAAUCGGCUAACAAAGGAUGAGAUGAAGAAUAUUCUGUCUUGUUCUGCAUUCUCUUGGACUCGACAAAGUAUGUGUGAAAAAGUCAAAGAGGAUGUAGAAGUUGCCGUGACUCCGGAUGGUAGAGCGGAUUCUUUGUAUCGUUUACCUCGACCUCAAUCUCGACGGGGAUUUUACAACGAAGAAAAGGAUGAGGAUGAGGAUGAGGAUGAAGAAGCAGAAGAAGUAUUUGUUCAACCCGCAACGAUCAAAAUGUCAUUAUCAACGUUAUUUGAUAAACUACUCAUCCCACAAGAUGACGACGAGGAAGAGGAUGAUGACGAAUACGAGGAAGAGUCGACAACAACAACAACUACCUCCAUUGGUACGAAUUCUACCAAUGUCAAUCGACGACGACACGAAAAGCGACAAAAAGAUACAAAGCAAUAUUACCUUCAAUCUCAAAACAGUAACCUGACGACGACGUCGUCCUCCUUGUCACCUUUGUUGGAAGAUUUACCUCGACGGCAUCUACCCUUUGCCGGGCCGGUUCUGGGCCAACCUGAAGCCGUCAACAUUUGGAUAGGUGGGAGUGGGAGUGUGACGAGUACUCACCGUGACCCGUACGAGAAUUUAUAUCUAGUUCUCAAGGGAUGUAAAACUUUCACACUCUAUCCACCGGUCGAGGAAUUGUGUUUACACGCCAAAAGAGUCAGGACCGGUCGUCACGUUCUUGUAGACAGUGGUGACAACAAACGGGAAAAAGAAUUUGAGAUUGUACUGGACGAUGAUAUUCAACAACAAGAACAAGAAAAGAGUGCUCCAGAAACUGAAACCGACACCGAUACCGACACCGAAUAUGACAACAAAAUACCUUGGAUACCAAUCGACCCAGAUACAAUCAAUUUUUCAUCUUCUGACACAUCAGCAAAAACAAAAUAUCAUUAUUACAAAUAUUCAAACCCUAUCAAGGUCAAAGUAUGGGAAAAUGAAAUCCUCUACUUACCUUCUGGUUGGUUUCAUCAUGUUCGUCAAGAGUGUGGCGUUUGGGACGACGACGGACAAAUCGCCCCUUGUAUCGCGGUCAAUUACUGGUACGAUAUGGACUAUGAAGGGGAAAAGUAUGCCACACGAGAAAUGAUGACAAGAUUGGUCGAAACGGUGAGAAGAGAAGAACAACGUUGA
This is a messenger RNA of Exophiala oligosperma, 3105 nucleotides long. RefSeq lists its product as uncharacterized. Lineage: Eukaryota; Fungi; Ascomycota; Eurotiomycetes; Chaetothyriales; Herpotrichiellaceae. The coding region runs from base 1 to 3105 and encodes 1034 amino acids. The transcript has 2 exons. The record is from RefSeq and is a predicted model, not a curated record.